This is a messenger RNA of Vitrella brassicaformis, 3747 nucleotides long. Lineage: Eukaryota; Vitrellaceae. The record is from the annotation of a GenBank genome assembly.
CACACUUACAUAAACACCACACCACACCCCACCGCGUCACCGCACAUACAUCACGUUCGUGAGCGUCUUGUGACUGAUCGACGUCUGUCAGGUGAGUACAUGGAUGGAUGGAUGGAUGGGCAGUGGAUCGGGUGCUUUUUCUCUGGGCGUCAUGUGUGCUGUGUUCUCGUGUACGCGGCGGCUCACGAGAUGUUGGUUGAAUGGUGAAGCCAAUACAAGAUAGAUGCCCUCAAUCACAUCAGCAUAUCGAUCCGGCCAUCCAUCGGUCCGUCCACACACACACACACACACCUUCAGACACACAUAAACACCACACACACGCGUGCAUGUAACAACAAUACAUCACAUUCGUGAGUGUCUUGACCGACUGACGUGACGUACCCACACCGACUGGCUGACCGACCGACUGACUGGCUCAACCCCCAUGCCACCCAAACACAACACCAAACAAUCGUACCAAAUCAAAUCACCACCUCUCCUCGCCCAUCGCAUUGAUUAUCCCCCCCGCCCCCCAUUCGCAAUGUUAUCGCGCAGCAGCCCCAUCGAGUCGCCGUCAGAUGACCCGCCCAUAGAGUCGCUCCGCUGGCUCAGCGGCUGGGGCCCACUGCCACCCAUGCCCAUCGUCAUCUCGACAUCGCUCUUGGUGCUGCUGCUGCUGUCACGAGACGAGGGCGAGGGAUAGUAGCUCUUGGUGCCCCUGCCGAAGGACCUCCUGCCGGUCAUCGGCAGCAAGGCGUUCCCCUGACCGGGCGAUUGCGUCACGCUGGUGGUGAUGGGCGUGUGUGUAUGGGAGUGGGGCCCGCUGAGAGACGGCUGGGUGCUGUGUGUGCCACUGCGGGCGGCUCCGCCUGUGUCUGACGGCCGCUCGACGCCCAGCUGCUGCAGGCGUCGCUGCCUUUCUCGGGCCAGGAUGGCCCGGCCCUCCUGUGCGUCGGUGAGCUGCCCCGCCAGCGUGUCGGAUGUGCCCGAGAAGACGUCAAAUUCAAGAGACCGUAAACCCAAAAGACGAACAAACCGCUGCACACAAUCACACACACAAUCACACACACACACACAGAGGAACAUGUGGUGACACAGAUGGAUGGGAGGCUGGAGGCCAGUCGUAUGUAUGUGUGUAUGUGUGUAUGUGUGCGCGUGUGGCCAGCUACCUGAUACAGAUUGAGCAGAUUGACGAUUGCGAGGAGGACGACAGCAAUGGGGAAGUAGAGGUUGAGCUCGUCACUCCCAAACACAGGCACCACCCGCAUCUGGCCGUAGAGCCCCUCGAAGGCCGUGUUGGGCACGUCGGCCAGCAGCACGAAGUGGAAGCACACGGGGGCGGCCAGUCGGCAGAAGGCGGCCGUGCAGAAGAUGAGGCUGUUGGUGUCCGUGUUGUGGUUGGUGUACAGCCCGUACCACCCCGCCAGCUUGAGCUGGAACACGCCCCAGUAGGACGUCAUCACCAUGUAAGUCAGCAGAGUCAGAAUCAGCGUGUGCAGCCCAAACAGACGGGCGGAUUGCGAGGCAGACGACGAAUCGUGCGGAGAAGUAGAGGGCGGGGGAGAGGGGGCCGUGGUGGGUUGGGCUGGAGACGAUGAGCUGUCUUCGUCAGCCGUGGUCGCCUCCUCUGUGUCGUGAUCCCCGAGGCGCCUCCGAUAUCGCUCCAUGUCCCUCAGGUCGAAGAGCUCGGGCACCACAAGCGCAGCCGACUCGUCAAUGUCCUUUUCCAUCUGCAGUGGGCCGCCGGCAUCGUCCAUCAUGCGGGGGUGAGGCUCCAGCCGGUCUGCGUCUGGCUCGUCUGCCCCGCCCACCACGUCCACCUCCACACCCAUAUCCACAUCAACGGGCAAGAGAGAGGACGAGUUGCCAAUAGCGUCUUCCUCAAAGUCGAUGCUGUCCUCGCUGUCGUCCUCAUCGAUGCCCCACUCCCGCAGCAGCGCAUCUGCCGUCGUGUUGGCCGCAUCCACAGGAAGAGAGAGAAGGGAUGACACAUUGCGAGCAGACGGCUGAAUGGGCUCGCUGCCGUUGGGGUGGGAGCUGGGCGGCUCGAUGGGGGCGGCGGCAGGUUCUCGCGGCACGGUUGCGUGGAUGGCCCAUGCAAGAGGGGAGAGGUUGACCUUGUCCUGGGCGAACAUGCUCGCCUCGCCGACCAGGAUGGCCAGGCUGAGGAUGGCCGCCGUCACACCCGCCAUGAGGCAGACCGGCCGCCUCAGCUUCUUGUGCCACAGGGUCAUCAUCCGCCGCCUCUGCCGGCGACACCACGGCCCCUGCAUGAAACACAGGGUGCCCCCCACGAUCGCGGGCAGCGACCUGCUGCGGUGCACGCCGGCCGUCUCGGGAUCCAUCGGAGGAGACAGCAUCAUCGAUGUGGCUGUGCCGCCCGAGCCGUUCACAGCUGCUGCUGAUGAUGGGGCCGCGCGUGUGGGGUCGGGAAGGAAGUAGCCAAAGUCGAGGAGCUCUUCGUGCAGCGGGCAGUCCUCAUGCAGAGCGUCGUCGACCAGGUCCUCCAGGAGAAAGCACGUCUGGCAGAAGCGCUUCCAUCGACACUCGGCGCGCUCUGCCUCCGCAAGACACCUCUUGACAUCGGCCCGCAGGUUGAUCAGCCGCUCCCGGCCGAUGUCGCGGCUGGUGGUGGUCUCGCGGUCGCGGGCGGAACCGGACACGCUGCUCCCGCCCCCUGCGCGUGCCAGUGGGUGCCUCUCAACCAUGUCGACCAGCUCGUCGACGUAGGGUCGGAGGGGGGAUGAUGGGUUGGUCUGCGAUGCGACGGAUCGGACCUUGCGGACGGCCUCGAGGAAGUCGUACUUGGCGCACAGCCUGGCCUCCUCGAGAGUGGUCGCCUUGAUGCAGUGCUCGUACAGCAUCUGGGAAGGGUUGGCCAGCUUGAACAGAUGGCGGGGGAUUGCGAUAAGGCCAUAACCUGAACAGCACAACACAACACGGGCAACAAUGAUGGGUGAGAGCUCCUAGCCGCUCUGAGUCCUUGCUGUAGAGGCGGACCGAGUAGCAGUGUGAUGGCAAAGAGUCCCCAUGUGUUUGCGAUGGCGAUGAUGAGCCCCGACCAGUGUGUAGAAAAGUCCCCCUUGGGCGUGAAGCCCAUGUAUAGCGUCACCAGUGACGUGACCAGCAGGAUGGCCAUGUAGAACAGCAGGUUCUUGCGCAGCGCACGCUUCAGUCGGUCACGGAACGUGAAAUCACCGGCCCUCUCGUACUGAUUGACAUGACAGAUAUCGUCAUAAACCAGCCAUCAGGUUGUGUGCGUGUAGGUGGCCACCUCUGCGAGAAUGGGAUAUAGUAUCCAGCAGAGAGCGAAGACGGUCCAGUACAUGGCCUCCCACGCCUGUGGGAGGCCCUCAGUCGCCGAUGGUGGUGAUGAUGCACCACCACCACCAACUGCUGACGAGCCCCCUGCAGCAGCCGUGAGAGUCAGCACCAUGUCCAAUGGCAGCGUCACCAGGAUCGACAGAGAUAGCACCAGACCUGAACACACAGCCAACACAUCAGGAGGGAGCAGUGGCAGCCGAGACUGUGUGAUUGGUUGUCUUUGUUGACCGACCUGAGAGUAUGGCGAAGAAGGCGAUCCAUGAAACGUCGUGCCUUGCGUGGUGGGCGAGGACCAGCCAGCAGGACACCAGCAGCUCCAGGAUGGUGGCCAGCGUCGUCACCACCUCCACCGACGCAAGCAUCUCGGUUACUCGGUUUCGGCUGGCAAUUAGGCAACGAUAGAUGCUAACCUCGAGCCAUCACACCAGCACGGCCAAGCUCUGG